Molecule: messenger RNA, 2299 nt
Organism: Rattus rattus (black rat)
Lineage: Eukaryota; Metazoa; Chordata; Mammalia; Rodentia; Muridae
Gene: Ech1
Product: enoyl-CoA hydratase 1
Exons: 8
Coding region: 71-595 (174 amino acids)
Cellular component (GO): mitochondrion
Molecular function (GO): delta(3,5)-delta(2,4)-dienoyl-CoA isomerase activity
Source: RefSeq, a predicted model, not a curated record
UGGCGAACAUUUGUGCCCGCCCCCUGUGUUUUUCUUCGCUAGAAGGUCUCGCAGCGUCAGAGCUCCAGAGAUGGCUACCGCGAUGACAGUUUCCAGCAAACUCCGCGGCCUGCUGAUGCAGCAGCUGAGAGGUACCAGCCAGCUGUACUUCAACGUCAGCCUUCGAUCUCUGAGCUCCUCUGCACAAGAGGCGUCCAAAAGAACCCCUGAAGAAGUCUCAGACCACAACUACGAGUCUAUUCAAGUAACAUCUGCCCAGAAGCAUGUUCUGCAUGUACAACUAAACCGGCCGGAGAAGAGGAAUGCCAUGAACAGGGCUUUCUGGAGGGAGUUGGUGGAAUGCUUCCAAAAGAUAUCUAAAGACUCCGACUGUCGGGCUGUUGUGGUCUCUGGUGCAGGAAAGAUGUUCACUUCAGGUAUUGACCUCAUGGACAUGGCGUCAGACAUCCUGCAGCCCCCAGGAGACGAUGUGGCCCGCAUAGCCUGGUACCUCCGUGACCUCAUCAGCCGAUACCAGAAGACCUUCACUGUCAUUGAGAAGUGCCCCAAGCCGGUGAUCGCUGCAAUUCAAGGAGGCUGCAUUGGUGGAGGUUAGUCUGUAGCAUCCGCCACCCUUCAGGGGCCACCCCUCAGGGACCAACCUGUGGUGAGGCUGCUACCCCACCACUCCUGCCAGUGGCCCCAGCUCAGCUGGUGCUAAUCAGACUUGUUCCCGUGUUUUGGGAGGACAGAUUGGUUCCUAUCAUCAUCAUGUAUUGUCCCUGGCCUUUUCCUCCCAGGUGUGGAUCUCAUUUCUGCCUGUGACAUUCGCUACUGCACUCAGGACGCUUUCUUCCAGGUCAAGGUGAGACAGACGUCUCCUGAGCUCCUGCUCUCUGGAACCCCCAUAGUGCUAGGCAGCCUCAGGCUAGUGCAGAGCAGAGACAGUGUGGACCAAGGCUGUUGGUUCUGAGGGCUUCCUGGAAGAAGGUCCGUCGAAUCAAAUACAUCCAGACCAAGGCAGGCACAGAGAGGCACCGCUUGUAGUCUCGGCACCUGAGAGGCUGGGAUAGCCUGGGCUAUUGCAUGAGUAGUGAGCACUAGGACUGUUUUUCCUGUCACUGUGAUCAAAUACUUGAAAAAGCAACUUAUCAGAGAAGGGUUUUACUGUAGCCCAGGGUUCGAGGUAUAGUCAGUCCAUCAUGGGGAGGGGUGCAUGGCGUCAGGGCAGCAGGACCUUAAAGCACCUGGUCACAUCACUCUGCGGUCAGAAGAGAUCAGUGAAGGCUGGUACUCCACCCUCUCUACCCCCACAAUCCCACCCAUGCAGAUGCACCAAUGAAUGCAGCAAGGCAGCACCUCGCAGGCAUGCAUAGAGGCUGGUCUCCAGACACUGUUAGGUGUGCAAGCACUAGCCACCACACAGCCCAACCUGAGCCACAUAGGGAGACCGAGUCAGAAAGGUGGGCAUGAAGGAGAGAAAGCUCUGAGCUGCCUCUGCCCAGCACCAAAAGGGGGAGGUAGGCUUAUUUGUACAGGAUGCCAUCAUGGGCACUCUCAUGAAUGACCUAGUGGUCUGUACAUAGAGACAGAGCUGGGACUGCCACAGGCUCUGCUGAAGAGGGUAGGGGGUGGAAUGGAGCCCAGGAUUCUGGAAAGGGUCUUGUGAGCAGGCUGGAGGGCCAGGUGGCAAGCGCAUCUUGAGAUCGGCUGAGCUGGAGGGUGCUUAAGGCAAUGAGUAAUGCCUGGAGCUCGCGUGGGAGCUCGCAUGGGAAGCGACAGGCAAACACUGCUAAGUGUUUCCCUCUAGGAGGUGGAUGUGGGCCUGGCUGCUGAUGUAGGAACGCUGCAGCGACUGCCCAAGGUCAUUGGGAAUCGGAGCCUGGUCAACGAGCUGACCUUCACCGCCCGCAAGAUGAUGGCUGACGAGGCCCUGGACAGUGGGCUGGUCAGCCGCGUGUUCCCAGAUAAGGACGUCAUGCUGAAUGCAGCCUUUGCCCUGGCGGCCGAUAUUUCCAGCAAGAGCCCUGUGGCUGUGCAGGGGUCAAAAAUCAAUUUAAUCUACUCCCGAGACCAUUCUGUGGACGAGAGCCUUGACUAUAUGGCCACUUGGAACAUGAGCAUGCUGCAGACCCAGGACAUCAUCAAGUCAGUCCAGGCAGCCAUGGAGAAGAAGGACUCAAAAAGCAUCACCUUCUCCAAGCUCUGAGUGCCUUCCUGACCCUGGUCCCCUCAGUGCCUCCUCCCGGUGUAUAACUUUAUGACUUAGUACUUCAGUUCCCGGGGCCUUAUCUUCACUGUGAACAAUAAAGUCUGUACA